Messenger RNA from Lymnaea stagnalis (great pond snail), 5937 nucleotides. The record is from the annotation of a GenBank genome assembly. NCBI's taxonomy places the organism in Eukaryota, Metazoa, Mollusca, Gastropoda, Lymnaeidae.
GAUGAGAACCACUGUUCAGUAGUGUUCAAGGCCGUAUUAUAAUCAUUGUGGUUUAACUUAAGCCACUGCUAAGCCUAAUAGUAAUAGUAUUCAUAAUUAUGUAUGUACAAUGUUCUUUUUUUUUUACAGAUACCCGUACCAGCCUAUUUCAAAAAGGUUUACUCAAGUGAAAAAAAUGGAAGCCACAGUGAAGGCUUACCUAGAGAGGGAAGACUCAACAAUUGAGGUGCGAAGAAUACCCAUUGCAUUGGAGGUGCCUCAAAACAUCUACAAAGAGGUUGGAACCAGAGUGGCUCAGGCAUUUCCUAGCCUAAAAGACAAACUGUUCACCCUUAAGUGGAAAGGUAAAUAGUUUGUGCAUUUAAAUAAUACAGUUUAUGAGUAGGCCCUCUGUCUAUUCUUACUAUUCAAUUUAUUCAUCAAAUCAACUUGUGUAUAACACUUAAAAAAUAAUGUUAUUUUUUGGACAUUUUUAUCUAAUUGCUAUAGAAUAUAGAAGUGGUGUUGUUUUUUUAAGUUUUAAGAUUUUUUAAAGGAAAAUCUCCCCAUUUACUGUCAGGACCUGUGAUUGCUAUUAUUUAAUGGGCCUUUUAACUGUCAUUUUAAUUCUUAUAUUUUAUCUUAAAGAUUCUGAUGGAGAUUAUGUUUUAAUGACUACUGAUGAGGAAAUGCUAGAGGCCAUGACUCAAGCUCAAGGCUCUGCCUUAAAAAUCUACAUCUCAAGUGAGUUAAUUUAAUAGUUACAGAUUUGACAAUUAAAUCUGAUUCAUUUUAGAGCAUUUAAACUAAAUAAAUUUCAAUGCUAUGUGUUGGCAGAGUGUUACUUUCAAUGAAUAUUUUUACCUAUUCAUAAAAUAAAAAAAUUAAUUUAUAAUAGUUAUGUAUUUAGGGAUAUUUUGUUACCCCCAUUGGCAGACCUAGCUUUCAGCGACCUCAAAUUAAAACACCUAGAAAAUAAUUAAAGCAAGCUAGGUGUGUUUAUGAAAUUUCAACUUAGACAUUAGCCUGGACACCUCCUAUAUAACCAUAGUAUUGUUCAUACAAGUUUAUAUUUAAUUUAUACAUUGAAAGUAAUAUUUUGCCAAAAGUUAAGAAUUUUUACAUGUAUUAGGUCUUUCUUGUAUAAAAACUCCCAAAUAAAAUAUGGAAUCUCUGUCUUGUUAACAGUUACUGGAGACAUAGAAAUGCCUGCUGGAGAUGACAAACCUCAAGAAUCUGAAGAAGGUGAUCAUCAAAGGGAGGAUUUUGCUCCAAAAGGCUGCCAUUUCAGAGGUGCCUGGGAAGAAGGGAAUGGAAGGAAGAGAGGUCACCGAAGUCAUCACAUAAAAAUGCAUGGUCAUUUUGGUGGACCAUUUGUUCAUGGCCCUUUUGGUGGGCCAUUUGGUGGCCAAAGUCCAUUUUGUGAGCCCAUUGGAGCUCCUGGCCAUUUUGGAGGAUCAUUUAGGGGUCAUGGUCAUUUUGGUGCACCUCAUAGAGGUCAUGGUCAUUUUGGUGGACCUCAUGGAGGCCAUGGUCAUUUUGGUGGACCUCAAGGAGGCCAUGGACCAUUUGGAGGUCAUGGACCAUUUGGCGGUCAUGGACCAUUUGGAGGUCAUGGACCAUUUGGAGGUCAUGGACCAUUUGGAGGUCAUGGUCCAUGUGAAGAUCAAGGUCCAUGUGGUGAGCAAGGUGGAUUUGGUGGACCAGGUAGAUUUUGCCAAUUUGCUGCAAGAGCUGGUCAGGGUCCAUUUGACAGACAUAACCAUCAUCCCUGCCCUGCAUUCUUAUUUCAAAGCGGGAGACACCAUGGUGGACAUGGAUGGAAAGCAGCACUGAGAGUAAGUAUUUGAUGUGCUUUGUAUUUCUAUUGGCAACUUUAAUUGAACAUUUAUUGAAGCAGAAUUAUAUAUUUUAAACUUUUGAUACAACAAUUUUAAAAAAUUAAAAAAUUGACAUUUCAAUUUUCUAGAGUUACAUUAAUUUAAACAUUUCUUGAACAAAUUUUGGAUUGAAAUAAAUAACAUUUUUUAAAAAGUUUAAUUGUAGGCCUCUAAUAUGAUGAGUUUUUUUUUCCUUAAAGGAAGCAGUUCCUGUUUCACAUCGCCGUUGGGCUAAAGGUUACAUUCGAAACUGGAGAGUUGAAAAUUUAAAAAAUGCUACAACAACCAGCAGUGACAGUGAACAAGAAAAGGUCACCAUGGAGUCUGCAGGUGUUCCUGAAGCCUAUGCCAAGUGGUUGGACUCUCGCCUGCCAAAGUGGCACAAACGCUGGAGCCAGGACGGUGAAAAAGUGGAUGAAUCAGAUGCCACUGACAAAGAAGGGGAAACUCAUAAAGAGUUUAAAAAACUCAAGGUAAGUAAUUAAAAAAGCAAAAAAUGUAAGAAAUUAAAAAUUACCAAAUUUGAAUUUCAUUCAUCCACAUUCGUUUUAUAAGAUCUUAUAUUUUUAUCAAAACAAUAAAUUACGGUAAACCAAUAGUAGUUUAUCUGUCUUUUUUUAGAAUUAAUUCUAUAAUUUUAAUUUUAAAAGAGAAUAAUACAUUCAGCUAGUUAUGAGAUUUAUUAUCUAUGAAGAAUAAAUUCCUGAACAUCACAAAUAAAUUUUGAAUAAUUUUUACCUUUAGGAAUCUGUUCCAAUUGAGUUCCGUAAAUGGGCAAGAUGGUACAUGGCCCGUCACUUUGGUCCAAAAGGGGCACCAAAAUUUAGAGGAGGAAAACAUGGAGAGGGCCAUGGUCACUACCACGGUGGACACAUGGGCAAAAAGUUUGGUGGCUGUGGAAAGAAAGCUUGGAAAAAAGGAUUCAAGAUGGAUUCUCUGCGAGUAAGUGGAAUUCUUAGUAGCUUGUGCACUGUGUCACUCAUUGAAUGUUUGAUUUAUUAGUUUUUAAGUUUUUACCCUCUUAUAAUGUCAUUUUAUUCUCAUGGUACAGACAUACAGAUUUGUUACAUAAAAAUUAAUUUAGACAUAAAACAAUUCAUCAGAGAAGUUUUUAACUUUGAGUUUUGCAAAUUUUUUUUAUUUAGGGAUCUGUGCCACUGAAGUUCAGAGUUUGGGCAAAGAAUUUCAUUAGGGAUUGGCGCCAGGAGAACAAAAUUGCUGAGUGUCAGGGGGGAGCUACAUCCUCAAGUGACAGUGAGGUUGACAAAGAGAAGAAACAAGGCGAGAUCAAUGUGCCUGCUGAUUACGCCAGGUGGCUGCGCAAAUUCUUAACUAAAUGGCAUGUGAAAAGAGGACAGCUGGAUGGGCUGACAGUUGAAAGGGGUGAAUUGGCAGAGUUUAAGGUAGCUAUCAAUUUAAGAUUAUCAUUUGUAAUUUGCUUAUUUCUCUUUUUAAGUAUUUGUAAAAUUUGGGACAUUUAUAAUUCACAUUAUAUAUACUUCUUGUGAUUCAUAAAAAAAAUAUUUUCAAUUAAAGCCAUUUGUUUUUACAAUAUGCCAUCAAAUUAAAUAAUAUAAUUUAUUAAUUUUACAUAAUUUUAAAGUUCUGUCAUUUUAAAAAAUUUAUUAGCUUACUGUGCCUUGGGACCUUCGGAAGUGGGUGAAAAUCUACCUGUGGCAUCGUUUUGGCAACACGGGUAAACAUGGCGAGGUCAACACAGCCAUCAAGUACAGGAAAUGGCUUGCUGCUUUUCAGAAGAACUGGAUGGACAUCAAAGGACAGAAUGGUGGAGAUCUCAUCUUGACCAGCAGUGAUGAUGAGGGCACUUCAGCAAAGGUUCCUGGUGAGAUACAAUUCUUACAAUUUAAAAAAUGCUGUGUUAGAGAGUUGAUGUCACAUCUUUUAAACUAUCUGACAGUUUGCUCGGGUUCUUAAAAAGACACAUAGAAUUAGAGUAUUUAUUCACAUCUUCAGUCUUUCGGGACAACGUUGAUUAGAUGUUUGAGUAAACUGCCUAGUUUAGAAUUUUGCCAUCAUCAGUUAUUUUCCUACACUUAAAAAUAUAUUGCAAUGAUAUAUAAUUGUAGAGUUGAGGCAGGUUUUAAAAAAAAAGAUCUUAUAGUCCAUGCUUUAGUCUAAACAAAAAAAUGUUCAAUUUUUUUCCAGAAAAAGAAGUGGAAAAGUCUUUCAAACGUCUACGAUUGGAAGGGGAAAAUGGUGAAAAAUUGAAUGUCACAUUCAGUCCAAGCGUUGAAGAUGAGACACCUAGUGAUAGUGCUAAUAUUAACUCAGUGGUAAGUAAUCACUGCCAAUCUUUAAAAUAUGGCUUAAAAUUUAAAUUGAAUUUAAGAUUAAAUAAGAUAAGACUCUAGGUUGAAGAAUGCAAUGUAUAGCUUCAAAUUUGGCAGAAUGAUAGGCUACAUUACACAUAAAUACAAUGAAAAAUCAUUUUUGUUGAACUUUUCUUUUUAGACAAACAGUGGCUUUAAAAAGUGGGCCAAAAGGGCACUUGAGCAGUGGGAUGGGAAUACAGUUGGUGGAUCUGAGACAGAAGCAUCACAGGCAGGUGGUGCUGAGGAACCUAUUCCAGUUCCAGUUUCCAACUGGAUGUGCAAACAGAUGAUGAAAAUGGAGAUGAAGAGGAUGAAGAAGGAGGGAAAGAAACGCAUGAAAGAGGUCAAGAAAGCGAGCAAAUAUCUUUACCUGUAGGCAGGAUGUUGUUGACAGUCCAACAGUGACACACCAGAUUUUUUACAAUUGGAUUUUAAAUAUUUUUUUAUCAACAGUUAACAUUUCUAUAACUUUAUAUUAUAUAAUUUACUUUUAAACUAAGCCUUUUGUAUCAAUUUUAAAUUACAUUUUUUUAAUGUUAAAAAAAAUUAAUUCAAGUUAAUUUUGAUAAAAUAACACGUAAUUUAAAGAUUUUUUUUUCUCACCAAAAAAAAUGCCUUUUUUGUGUGCAUUAGUAAGUUAAAAGUGCAUUAUUAAGUCAAAAGUUAUCAUUGCUAUUUUUUGUUCUUUAAACUUUCUAUAAAUAUGAUUAGAUCAAUGUCUAGCGGAAAUGUACUUUAAUAGCUUAAUGCGCUGAAUGUCAUCACUAUUAGCAUGCACUUAUACUACUUAUAUUGUUAUAUUUUGGUAUAAGAUCUAGUGUAUUGAAACUUUAUUCUAGAAUGUAAAGAAGUGUGCACAUUACUGUUUUAAAUUAAUAAUGAGAAUUUUAUUAUAUACCUGUAAUUAAUUAUUAUCUUCUUGAAGAAAGACGAAACUCCCAAAGAACUUUACAAUUUUUAAACAUUAAUAAAUUUGACUAUGUAAUCUUGACCAAGGAUUUGUGAAAUCAACUUCAAAAAACUUUAUUUAAUGAAAAACAGCUUUUGUUUUAAAUGAAAAAGAAUAUAUGAUUUUUACAAUUAAUCAAUCCAAAAGAAACAUAAAAAAAAACCAAGCAACUUUAGACCCUAUCAUGUAAAAAUUGCUUUCUGUUUUUUAAUAACAUUUUUUACACUGUUUUGUGUUCUUUUUUAAUAUGAUACUGAUUCCCCUACUGUGUAUUAUUGUUUAUCAUAAUCUUCUAAAAAUGUAAUAAAAUCAUUUUGUAUUUAUGAAAUUAUUUAUUAAUUUUUAUAAUUGACCACUUGUUUUAUUUAUUUUGCCAUAAAAUAUCAUCCAAAAAUUGCAAAAAAAUGUUAGAAUUCAUUGAAUUCAAUUUGUUAUAUUUUUGUAAUUCAAGAAUCUAUUAUUUCAGAGUUAAUUUUUGUUAUCUACAUUAAUUAAUAGUAAAACCAGGUAGUGCUAAAUUUGUUCAGAAGAUUUUUGUAAUUUAUUAAAGUAGAUCGUAAUUUAAACAAAACACUCGUUCUUUUAAUUGCUUAGGUCGCAUGCAGUGCACUAUCAGCCAGAGCAUGAACUUUGUGGUUUACUACCGCCACCUCCUAUGCUUACAAUUCAAUGUAAAAACAGUAUUUUUUCACUCAGCCAGAUGGGUCAGUUCUGACCUUUUACCCCACUUAUGUGACAACAUAUACCUUUGCACAACAUAAAAAUAUCAGAGACUUACAUUUUUUAAAACUUUGAC